Molecule: messenger RNA, 1842 nt
Organism: Hypomesus transpacificus
Lineage: Eukaryota; Metazoa; Chordata; Actinopteri; Osmeriformes; Osmeridae
Gene: ccnj
Product: cyclin J
Exons: 6
Coding region: 124-1212 (362 amino acids)
Biological process (GO): mitotic cell cycle phase transition; regulation of cyclin-dependent protein serine/threonine kinase activity
Cellular component (GO): cytoplasm; nucleus; cyclin-dependent protein kinase holoenzyme complex
Molecular function (GO): cyclin-dependent protein serine/threonine kinase regulator activity
Source: RefSeq, a predicted model, not a curated record
CGGGACGCUUUCAGGUUCUCCCUCUUUAACCUGUUUUAAACAAUAAAACAAUAUUUAAUGUCAAUUUAAAGUGAAUCCUACUCUAAGACCGUAGCUACAUGUGCGACGUGGAGAUUCAGUUAAAUGGAGCUUGAGGGGCAAUGGUGGAAAGGACAACUUGCCGGUGACAUUUACCAGGCUCUGCGAUACAAAGAGCUGAAGUUGCCGUCUUACAAAUGCCAAUCCCCCCAGCUCAACCUCAGGCGCUAUUUUGCUGACCUUAUUGCCAUCGUGAGCAACCGCUUCAGGCUGUGUCCAGCCGCUAGACACCUCGCUGUCUAUUUACUCGACCUUUUCAUGGAUCGCUAUGACAUUACAGUGCAACAGCUUCAUAUGGUGGCACUCUCCUGUUUGCUUUUGGCUUGUAAGUUUGAGGAGAGAGAAGACCGGGUGCCUAAGCUGGAGACGCUGAACAGCCUGGGCUGCAUGAGCUCCAUGAACCUGGUGCUGACCAAGCAGGGCCUCCUGCACAUGGAGCUCCUCCUGCUGGAGACCUUCCAGUGGAACCUCUACCUGCCCACAGCCGCACACUUCAUAGAGUACUGCCUGUCUAUUGCAGUCUAUGAGGGGGACCUCCAUGAUGGCUGGCCCAUAGGCUGUCUGGAGAAGACUGUAUCGUACAUGGCCAAGUAUGCAGACUACUUCCUGGAGGUCUCCUUACAAGAUCACGCGUUCCUGUGUUUUGCCCCAUCGUUGGUGGCUGCAGGGUGUGUGGCUGCCUCCCGCAUCAUCCUCCGCCUGUCGCCCACCUGGCCUCAGCGCCUGCUGCGCCUCACUGCAUUCACCUGGGAGAGCCUUGUCCCCUGCGUGGAGAAGCUACUCAUUGCACAUGACAGUGAUAUGAAGGAGGCCACCAAGCAGAAGUGCCCACCGGCCGGUCAGCAGCCUGGUCAGACUGUGUACCACAAUUCUGGCCAGACGGCCCCAGUGGCUCAGUACCUUCACCUGUCCAGUGUCCAGUACCCCCAGCAGACCCUCCAGCCUGUCCUCGCCCCAAGCCACGGCUCUGCCACCUACCUCAACCACUCAGCCAGCCUGCAGGGUCCUAAUGCCCCUCCACAUAGCCACCCCCAAACCAUCUCUGCCACUCUGGACAGCAAGGCUAACAUUCCUAACAGGGCCUACCAAGUCAAUAUGCACUAUACAUGUGCUGCUCCUUGCUUUGACAGAUGACCAAUAUCCAAAAGGUCCCGGAAGAAGAUGGCAGACAGGAUGUAAUCCUUUGUCAUUCAAAAGGCGUGUUUUUAAUUUCACAUGAUAGAUAUUUCACUUAGUUAAGCUGAUUUCCAACUUGGAUAACGUGUCAUACACAAUGUGCAAUAAUAUUACUCUGCUGUAUGCUGUUGCUAACCAGCUGGAGUUUUGUUCCUAUCUAAAACAAGGUGACUGAGUUAUACUAAGCACAUGUGUUUUGGGCAGAUGACAGACUGAUCACUACAAAUGCUGCAGUUACUGCAGCUGUAUUUAGAACCAACAUCAGUUCUAUAUCUAUUGAUGCCAAGUUACCUCAGUGUUGAACGUCCAGUGUAUUAUUAGACUUCCUCUGUGUCACUGUGACGAGUAUUUAUGGGAAUAUUUAGCAAUUUUUUUCAUGGUGGGAUAUGUACAUGUUUUUGCACAAUUUUGCAUUAUAAACCUUUGGUUUUUCUUUAUUUAUGAGCAGUGUAAUUUUGACGUUAAAUGAAUAAUUUUGUUUUCUGGUUGAUUUAAUGAAAGUUUCUUUCUGUGAGUGUGUCAUGUUAACAACUUUAAAAUCAUAGAGAUGUAGCCUCGUGAGUGCUGUGCACUUACAAGACCGUUUAU